Messenger RNA from Penaeus vannamei (Pacific white shrimp), 102 nucleotides. Lineage: Eukaryota; Metazoa; Arthropoda; Malacostraca; Decapoda; Penaeidae. The record is from RefSeq and is a predicted model, not a curated record.
AUGGGGAGAGGAUGAGAGGGUGGAGGGAGAGGGAUGGGAAGAGGGAGAGGGAGGGGAGGGAGGAGGUGGGGAAGGGGAAGGGGGGGAAGGGGUGGGAGGAGG